This is a messenger RNA of Gadus macrocephalus (Pacific cod), 3439 nucleotides long. RefSeq names its product ATG16 autophagy related 16-like 1 (S. cerevisiae) (gene atg16l1). Gene Ontology annotation, cellular component: autophagosome membrane. NCBI's taxonomy places the organism in Eukaryota, Metazoa, Chordata, Actinopteri, Gadiformes, Gadidae. The record is from RefSeq and is a predicted model, not a curated record. Gene Ontology annotation, molecular function: protein binding. The coding region runs from base 189 to 1991 and encodes 600 amino acids. Gene Ontology annotation, biological process: negative stranded viral RNA replication; autophagosome assembly. The transcript is spliced from 20 exons.
GAUGAUGUCAUUCUACUGCGACACUCCAGGAAGAAGCGGUCGGAGGCAAAAUGGACGUGAAGUCAAAGCAAGAGACCGAGGGAGCUGGAGUCGGCUAAGUACUGAAAAUAGCAUCGUCUCGAGUCAGCUAAACCUCAACCCAGCGUGCCAAGGUCUACUAGUCGGCGAGAGGAGUCCAUGCGGCGGCGAUGGCGGACCGACGUGGGGACACCUGGAAGAGACACAUCUCCGAGCAGCUGAGGAUGCGGGACAGAGUCCAGCGCCAAGCCUUCGAGGAGAUCAUCAGCCAAUAUAACCGUCUGCUGGAGAAGUCUGACAUGCAGGCCGUUCUUUCGGAGCGGUACCAGAGUGAUGGACCCAGAGGAGCCCAACUCAGUGCGGCGGAUGGGGGCAUGCGGGGAGACAUCCAGCAGGAGAUGUCUCAGAUGAGGAUUAAACACCAAGAGGAGCUUACGGAGCUCCACAAGAAGAGAGGAGAGUUGGCCCAGAAUGUAAUCGAGCUGAACAACCAGAUCCAACUGAAGGACAAGGAGAUCCAGCGCAAUGAGGCCAAGAUCUCGGAGUACCAGACACAGAUCGCUACUCUGGAGGGAGACUGUCGAAAGCUCAACACUUUUCUCCAGGAUCUGGAGCGGGCCAAUCAGAUGCUGAAGGACGAGUACGACGCUCUGCAGAUCACCUUCAGCGCUCUGGAGGAGAAGCUGAGGAGGACGACUGAGGACAACCAGGAGCUCGUGUCUCGCUGGAUGGCCGAGAAGGCCCAGGAGGCCAACCGCCUCAACGCAGAGAACGAGAAGGACUGCAGGAGAAGACAAGCCAAGCUGCAGAAGGAGCUAGCAGACGCAGCCAAGGAGCCGCUGCCCCUCGACCCGGACGACGACAUCGAGGUUCUUGCCGAGGACGGCGGGAAGGGGCCGGGCGAGGCCUCGUCUCCCAGUCGAUCCCUGAGUCGGACCCCCAGUAAGAGGAUCUCUCAGGUUCCCCCUGGUGGCCUGCUGGACUCAAUCGGCAACAUAUUUGGGCGUCGCCCUGGUAACUCUCUGAGUACGUCACCAGAGAACACGGAGGCUCCAAUGGGAGGGGUGGAGGUUCGAGUCCCGUCCACGGCACUGCACGUCUUCGAGGCUCAUGAUGGGGAGGUGAACGCAGUGCGCUUCAGUCCAGGCUCUCGUCUCCUGGCAACCGGAGGCAUGGACCGACGGGUCAAACUCUGGGAGGUGGUCUCCGGUCACUGUGAACCUAAAGGAGCCCUCACUGGGAGCAACGCUGGCAUCACCAGUAUAGAGUUCGACAGCGCCGGCUCCUACCUGCUGGCGGCCUCCAACGACUUUGCGAGUCGCAUCUGGACUGUGGACGACUUCAGGCUGAGACACACCUUGACGGGCCACAGCGGGAAGGUUCUGGCGGCUCGCUUCCUAUUGGACAACACCCGCAUCGUUUCCGGGAGUUACGACCGCACCCUCAAACUAUGGGACCUACGCAGUAAAGUCUGUAUGAAAACGGUGUUUGCGGGCUCAAGUUGUAAUGACAUCGUCUGCACAGAGCAGUGUGUCAUGAGCGGCCAUUUUGACAAGAAGGUUCGCUUCUGGGACAUCAGGGCAGAGAGCAUUGUGAGGGAGCUGGAGCUUCAGGGUCGGGUCACCUCUCUGGACCUGAGCCAGGAGCGCACCGAGUUGCUCACCUGCUCCCGGGACGACCUCCUGAAGAUCAUAGACCUCCGAACCAACGAGGUCCGCCACACCUUCAGUGCCCCGGGAUUCAAGUGUGGGGCGGACUGGACCAGAGUCUGCUUCAGUCCUGACAGCAACUACGUGGUGGGGGGUUCUGCGGACGGCGGGGUCUACGUGUGGAACGUUCUGACGGGGAAACUGGACCGCCUCCUGGACAAGCACCACAGCUCGGCAAUCAACGCGGUGUCCUGGUCUCCGUCAGGAGCCUUCGUCCUCAGCGUGGAGAAGGGAAGCAAGGCUGUGCUCUGGUCCGACCUGUGAUUGGUGGCUCAGCGCUUUGUGUUCGACGUGGGAUUGGCUGCUCAGCACUUUGUUUUUCCGACCUCGGAUUGGCUGCUCAGCCCUCCGGUCCGACCUAGGAUUGGCUGCUCAGCCCUCCGGUCCCACCUGUGAUUGGCCACGGAACCAUCCAGAAGCUUGAACUUGGCGCAGCUGUUGACUGUAGAAGCAGCGCGGUGCUGCUGCUGCUGCUGGGAGCUCUGGAGGCAAGGGACAACACGAAUAUAUUCAUGUAUGUGUAUAGAUGUACAUCUAUAUAUCACGCAAAGACUAUUCUCUAAGCAAGCAGAGAAAUGCUUUUAAGACUGCUGUUGAUUUAAACAUUGGCUUUUAACGUUUGGGAAGCCUGUGUACAAUGUUUUAAUGUGGUGUUGUUGGUCCCUGUGACCCCCUCCCCCCCAAAUAUUGUCUGCUGCGUACGUGUGGAUGAAGUCACUGAAGUAAAAGCUCACCCACCAACCUUUGUCUUGGUGUCUUUGUACUCAGAAGCUCGGCCAAUGAGAACGUAGGAGUCGUCAACAAGAAAGAAAUGCACAUGUGUCAUGUUGUUUUAACUUUAUUGGUCUUUGCUGCUAGGUUAACUCUGCAAAGGACGGACCCCACACCUGUAACUAGCCGGUUAACUCUGCAAAGCAGAGGUAACUAGCCGGUUAAACAGAAAAACAAUAAGUUCAAUGCGAUAGGAACACAAAGGAAUAUCAAAACACUACAAGGCUGGUUAACCGGCUGGUUAACUCUGCAAAGCCAAAAACUUGGCAAGUUGGACCAGGAUCCGGCCUGGGAUUUGAUCUCGCUGGAAGUCAAUGGUCCAACUAAUCAGCGGGCAACCAAGCCUCAAGAGGAGUGCUCUUAAACAAGGCAGUUCCCUAUCCUUUCCCUUUUACUUAUCUAAUUCACAUCACAGCCACAAUAUCAAACUAAUUGGUGCUUUCUGAUUAGCUAGUUCAAGUCCAGAUGUUGCUUUUAAUGUAACUGAUUUAUCAGUUUAUCUGGCUCCACCUGCUGGCAAAUGUUUUUCUAUUACUUUAAAUUGCCUGCCCAGUGAUAUUGGUCUUAACAACUUUGAAUAUAAUUCAACACAAGCUGCUAUGGGUGUAGAACCACAAACGUGUAGGACUAGCCCCUGUUUUAACUCUGACCUUCCCUGGCCAAACUUUCAACCGGUCACUCCCACCUGCAUAUCUGCCCACCUGCCUGUCCUCGGUUAAGGAGCUUCUGAGCUUGGCCACUAAACUGCUGAGUCUGAUAACGUGGGCUUAAAGAGUCUGUCUCCAGUAUGUGUAUGCUUAUUUAUUCAUGGCUUUGAAGACUGGAUUCUGAUUGGUCAAUCACGGCUCUAAUCCUAAUUCUGUUGAAUAACUGAACGUGGCUAUGGACACUAUUUCCAACAGGUGAAUCUAACAAGUUUGUGAAAUAAAGAUUUCUUAAAU